Messenger RNA from Baudoinia panamericana UAMH 10762, 1021 nucleotides. RefSeq lists its product as uncharacterized. Lineage: Eukaryota; Fungi; Ascomycota; Dothideomycetes; Mycosphaerellales; Teratosphaeriaceae. The record is from RefSeq and is a predicted model, not a curated record. The coding region runs from base 176 to 838 and encodes 220 amino acids. The transcript has 3 exons.
UCGUCGGAGCAUAGACGCGGCGGUCGCACUGGAGCACAGGCGUGUCCAACAGUAUAAUAACUUUCAUUUUCACCCAUUUCCCGGUAUGGAUGCAUUUCUGCGAGAGCCACUGGACACAACUGCCGCGGCGCACAGGUUCCGCUUCUGACAAUUACCAUUGUCUCUUACUACCAUCAUGUCGACCACCAUUCCAUUGUGGUUCCUUGAGCUUCUUUACCCACUUACGCCUCCCAACCGCACCCGGGACCGACCCAUGCAAGUGCUCGCCCUUGGUCUUGGAGGGACUGGAACCGAGUUACUGCAAGCAGCGCUGCUUGACCUAGGUUACAUCGACAUAUACCAUGGCUGGCACAUCACGACGAACCCGGCAGAUUGUGUUCACUGGGUCCGCUGGCAUAUGGCGAAGUUUCGAGGGAGCAGCGCCGAACGAGAUGCCUUAACCAGCACCCAACUCGACAAAGUCAUUGGCGAGUGCGAAGCGGUAACCGAUCUUCCCUGCGCUGGGUUGGGCGUAGAAAUGCUGCGCGCCUACCCCCACGCCAAGGUUGUCCUGAACCGGAGAAGCAACCUGGAAGGCUGGCAUCAAAGCCAACUGAACACCAUUGACAAGGUGUGGAAUGACUGGUGGUCGAUUUUACGAUCAUUUGCGGAUAGCGAGUGUUUCUGGCUAAGACGUGCUGUGGUGUGGUGCUAUAAAGCCUUGUUUGACUUCAAUGUUCGACAGAAUGGGAAAGAGACGUACAGGAAGCAUUAUGCUGAGUUGGAGGCAGAGUGCGCAAGGAGUCGAGGGAGUGGCUUGAUUGGCAUGUUGAAGAUGGCUGGUAAGCCAAAUUCUUGAAGCUGAAUAACGUGACACCGUCGUGCUAACGGGUGGCCAGGGAGCCGCUGUGUGAGUCCUUGGGUAAGCCAGUACCAGAUAGGCCGUUCCCAAGCGGCAACACGACCAAAGCAUUCGAAGAGAAGCGUAUGAAGCUGCAUCACGGUCGUCAAGUACGAGCUGAUCGCAACAUCGCAAUAGCGG